Molecule: messenger RNA, 2346 nt
Organism: Dioszegia hungarica
Lineage: Eukaryota; Fungi; Basidiomycota; Tremellomycetes; Tremellales; Bulleribasidiaceae
Exons: 4
Coding region: 1-2346 (781 amino acids)
Molecular function (GO): protein binding
Source: RefSeq, a predicted model, not a curated record
AUGUCCUCCUCUCGAGCGACGGACAUGCCUACUCAACACUAUGAUACCGGCGUGACGCAGUACAAGGCCGGUCAAUGGGGCGAAGCGGUCCGUUCGUUUGAUAGGGCGAUCACACUCGGCUACAAGCUACCUGGAGCCUGGGAAUACAAGGCAAAAUCCAAUCUCAAUCUCUCCAAUGCUGAGGCUGCCCAUUUCGCUAAGACCCAGACGGGUCCGGAUGGCGAGGCAUCGUACGCGUCGGCGUACAAGACGGCAGAGUCGGCAGUCAAGAGGUUUGGGAAGACGGAUCGAUGGCAGCCAUACUAUAUCCUCGCCGACAUCCUGUACAGACGACAAAAAUACUCGCAAGCCAUGUCCUAUCUCGCCACCAUCCCUCGUCAUCCCAAAUUCCAAAAGGCCACACCUGAGCAGCGUGCUGCGGUCAAGAAGCUUUCCGAGCUCGUCAGCAACGACAUGCACUUCCUACGCCAGCGCAACAAAGGCCGGGAGGAGGCGAGCGCGGUUGAGCGGGAUAUCGAGUUGGAGACGCGUGUCAAGCGGGGCAUGCGCUUUGACCACCUGCUUGCUCCGGAUGUCUUCCUCAGGAUCGUGGAGGUGGCGAGGGAUACGGAUCCGCGGCUGGCGACGCGGAUGAGUGGGGUGUGUAGGCGGUGGAGGGACGUGCUGGUACCCCAGCGAGGGGUCUGGCAGCGCCUCAUCUUGGGCAAGGGGUCGUACGUUCCGCUCAAGGUCAAGACGUACCUGAAUCGGUGCGAGAGUGGGGAGGGGGAGGAGAUUACGGGGCUGAAGGAGCUCCGGAUUACGGAGCGGUUCGACAUCAACCUGGCGGACGAGGUCGGCAGGCUGGUCGAGCCACAUGCGGAGUUCAUCCAGCAUCUGCGGAUCGAGUCGUCUCCGGGGGCGAUCAAGAUCAUACUCCGACACUUCGUACGGUCCAUGCGGAGCCUCCGGACCCUCACCAUCCGUGUGACCGGUGUCGAGACCGGGAACAUCCUUCUAAUCGAUCGCCUGGAUCUCGACCUCCUCACCCGGACAGCCACGUCUCUGGAGGAGGUCGAUCUCACUGGCAUCGAGUUCAACGGUCCAGAUUAUAGUCACCCUGAGAUUCCGCCCCGCGGGAAUCCUACACUAUGGGUGCGAAAUCCGGCCAAGCAGCUCGCCCACCUCGCUCUCAUGCGCCUCACCGACUCGCGUAUCCACUCCUCCACCGGCAACCUCCUUACCCUUCUUCAGGACACACCCGCCAUCAAGGAGGUCCACCUCACCAACGUCGUCUCGUACUCGUCCACCGUGCCUUCGGCUUCCGGCAUCGCGCCUGCUCCGGUGGAGGAGGGCGAGGAGCUCCGCCUGAAAUCUCUCGAGACGUGGGUCGCCCACUCAAAGCACGGGAGGAAUGUCUCGAGGGAUCUCCUUCCCACCUCCAUCCUCGCGCCAAACCUGCUCAGCCUCGAGUACGAGGUAGCUGGGGCGGGGAUGUCAGCGACCGAGAUGCUCCGCUCGCCGGCAAUCAGGGAGGCGCUUCCCAAGCUGCGCAGCCUCAGCUUGGGCAAGACGGCCAUCCCUGGAGACUUCAUCGACGUCUUGCAGGAGAUGACCUCGCUGGAAUUCCUCAACCUUGCUCACGGCAGCGUGUCGGCGCCCUUCUUCGAAGCUCUCGCUAGCGGCGCGACCAAGGAACCCCGCCUCCUUCCCAACCUCAUCGCCAUCUCCCUCGCGGGCAACCUUGAGCUGCGCGCUCCCGUUCUUCGAGACUUUGUCAACUCCCGCUUGCCCUGGUGCGAAUGCAUCCCCCUUCCAGCAGCAAAAGCCGUCCCCGCAAAGCGAAGCAUGUUUGCGCCUUCCUCCUCCAAGUCCUCCUCCCAAUCUGAAGGGAAUGUCCCUCCCGCUCCUCAAUCUACGCCAAUGCCGGGAGCUCCUCCUCCCGCCCGACUCCGUUGGCUUAAUAUCGACCAAUGCGAAUCGGUCGACGCGCUCCUCUUCCCGGCGCUGCGGGAGCGGCUGGGCUUUGUGAGCCACUGGAUGGGCGCGCCGGACGAGGAGAGGAUCAGGGGGAAGGGCAAGUGGGACUGGGAGUUGGAUUUGAGCGUGGAAUGUCGCAUGAGGAGGGCUGAGGGGGGUGAUGGGGUGGAGAAGUGUGAGGUAAGGGCUACUGGUAACGGCACGUAUCGAGUGCACCACGUCUGUGCCCAGGCUUUCGUCCCCGAGGAGCAGGGAUGGGAGCACACGAGCCAGAUUGCGCGCUCGCAGCUCUCCGCGAGUCAGGCGAGGAAGGGGAAGCGGAAGGCAGUGGACACCGGGGGUCAGGCGGGCAGAAGGGGACGGUUGAGCGGGCUGCAGGAAGAGUAG